Messenger RNA from Drosophila gunungcola (fruit fly), 11396 nucleotides. RefSeq names its product lysosomal-trafficking regulator (gene mv). Gene Ontology annotation, molecular function: protein binding. NCBI's taxonomy places the organism in Eukaryota, Metazoa, Arthropoda, Insecta, Diptera, Drosophilidae. Bases 449 to 11059 code for a protein of 3536 amino acids. The record is from RefSeq and is a predicted model, not a curated record. The transcript has 19 exons.
AUUGUUUAUUUCGCAGCAAACAAUAGAAAACGUCGGACGCUUCUACACACACUCACAACCACAACCCAACACACACACACAGACACUAAAGAAUAGUCAACAAAAACAAGAUUGGUAAAAUUGUUAAAAUAACAAAACAAAACGAAACGAACCGUAAAACAAAAUGUCGUGCUAAAAUCACUUGUUGUUGCGGUGGUGAAAACUACAGUUUUUAAGAUGCGGUCUAGCGAUGAUGAAUAAUUCGGUGCUGCGCAGUUGAUAAAUAGGAGUUGUGAAGCUGGCGUUCUCCUGCGAUCGCCGCGUUCAGUUUGGUCUCAUCGCUCUAAGCGUCCACACCAACGUUGAUGCCCGAUGCCCGAGGAGCAUCCGCUGGCCAUCCGCUGGAGCAGACUCUUUGCCGACGCCGCUGUCGUCGCCUUUUGGGGGGCACUACUAUCUGUGAUUCUCGAUGGCCGGAAUGGAGGUGAGGAAGGAGGAGCAGCAGCUGCUGCUGGAUACCCUGAUCGGACUGUGGAGCCAAUAUCUUCAGGCCUCGGAGCUGGAAGAUGCGAGUUUCAAGGACCACUGGAUCUGGCUGUUGCUGUAUAAUUUUCAGUUCUUGGACGAUAAGACCUUGGAAGAUGCCUGGCUUAAUAGCCACUUCAAUCUGAUGCCCGAGGAGCUCUGUUCAUUUCUGUUGGAGCAGGUCUACCAAAUCAUCAGCGAGGCGAAGCGAUCUCAGGGAAGCAGUCCCGAUCAGGAACAGCAGGAUCAGCAGGAUAAGUGCAUCAAACAGCUGCGCAAAAAGCAUAAUUUAGCCCAGCUCAUACUCAGCACUCCAAGUGAUUGCAAUAAGAUACUUGCCCUGCGGACUUUUCUCACCGAUAAGUUGGGCCAUCACUUGUUGGCCUUUCUGCUGCGCGUGGAUAUCAAGCACAUUGCUUCCCAGAAGAGCCUGUGCCAGCUGUGCAUCAACCUGUUUCCCAACUGCAAGUGGAGCAUGUCCAACGAGCCGCUGCUUCCGCUGACCAGCGUUUCGCAGUUCAUCAGCAGUUUCUACCUCAAUUCGCAAAGCAAAAAGCUGCGACGCCAGCAACAGCAGCAGUCGGCAAAGAGUCAAUUACCCAAUCACAUAUCAACCAAUGCCAUCGAAUUGGAUUUCGAGGCUUUUAAAGGGACAACGAAGAGCAGCGAUGAAUUGGCCUUGUUGCUCAUCCAAUUGCUCACCAGAUGUGUGGAUGCUGAGCAGGAAUCCCAGUUGAGUGUGACGGUACACAACUUUGCACUGGGACAUUUGUGCGCCAGUUUAGAGCAGGAUUCACCCGGCGACAACGAUGAGAUUAUCAAGUUUGAGCUUCUACAACUGAUAGCCCACUGUGUGAAUAACUUUUACAUACUAGAGCAACAGCAGCCAAAUGUCCAUGAUUUUAAUAGCAAUUUUGGGCAACUCCUCUAUGCACUGACUGCCAAUCGAAGGAGUCCUCUGCUGGCCCAUGGUGUACUCUAUAUAAUGUUUGGCACUCUACACAAUCUGGUGGAGAAUGGCGUUAAGGAACUAAAUCAAAUUGAUGUGCGAAACUUUGAUGCCUGUUUUGAGGUUUUGCAAGAGGCAGCCAAAUCGGCGAAUUCUAUAUUUCUAAAUAUCUACAAGUUGCUGCUCCGUUUGACGGACAAUCUGUCCAGGCAGGAGCAGCACUUGCAAAGUCUCAUGGAGAGCAGUGCAUCGACGGCUUUGCCGAAGCAGCAACAGCAGCAACAUCUACAUCCACGACAUAAAAGAGGACAGCGGAGUAGUCAGCUACAUUGCCAGGGAUCCAGUUCCCUGAGCUGCUAUUUCCAGGGCAAACUCUAUAGUUUACUGCCCAGUUUGGAUGCCGAACUGCAGGAGCACAGUGUGAGAAGCCUACUCCGAACGGGCAGCUGUUGCUGCCACUACAGUGCCAGGAAUUAUGCCACCUGCCUUCAACUAGCCACCAAACUAAGCAUCAGCUAUCAAAAGUGUGCCUAUAAAUUUCUUCACUACAAUGUUUUGCACACCAUCUUUGUGAAACGAAAUCCGCAGGGUUGUCCUGGCUGCGAGGAUAAACUUAAAUCCGCCGUUUUUCAUCUGGAUUUAAGAAAUAUUUACAAGGAAAACUACAAAACUCUGCUUAAUACCUCCGCCAUGUUGCUAUUCCUGAAGCACUUGAAACAUAUUGCCUAUUUGCUGUCCUAUGAUUUGGCUGCUGGUAUCCUGGCAGAGGUGGCUUUGCCCAUUUUCAGGCAGUACAAGGACAUGGUUGAGAGUGGGCAGUCUCAGCGAAGAAAUAGCAAAGUUACGCCACUUCUAAUGCCCAGCAAACUGGAAAACUAUAGAGCUCUUCACGAAUGCCUGGGCAUUUUUGUGAUGUACCUUAGCGAUAUACGCCUGGUUAAGGCUUUUUAUAAUGAGGAAAAUAUCAGAUAUAUGCAGGAUCUGUUGGCCAUACCCGAACUGCAGCGAGGAGUAUGUGAUCUCAUCAAGGUGGGCAUUGACAACAUAGCCUUUCUGGGCGAGAAUAGCCAGGAGCAGAUCACUCUGAGCAGGAGACUUAUACAACUACAACUGAAUAGUAGUGACAGGGCAUCCCAGCUUUUUCAAGCCCUGCUGCUUAAAUGUUCGAAAAGCUACAGCGGUAAAUUCUGGCUAGAUGAGGGCCCUAAUCCUGUCAAGCUGGAAGGACACAAGCCAGCCGAUAUACUCUACAUAACCGCUCUACAAUGGACCCUAAACUUUGAGUUGCUGAAGACCAGUCAGUUGUUCUACAAUGAAUUUGCCAAAAUCUACUCGAUACCCGUGGAAAUGUUGGACAACGAGGAUGAGGAUGAUGUGGAGACGCCAACAGGGGAGCAGUUGCCCGAGGAAAAGAAGCUGCGGCAUGGGGAUAAAAACAUCAUAGACAUUCUAAAGCUAAACUACAAUGCUCUGGGCUGUUUCCUCAUGCUGCCAAAAGCCACAAUGGGGGCAACCGCAGUUACGCCCAUUACGCAUGGUAUUUGCAACUCAAGUUCAUUGGAAACUCUGGUCUCCCAACUGCCAUUGGUUGAAUCCACUUCAGUCUCGGUCACAACGGCAGCCAGUUCUGAGUACGCGGAUUCUCAAAUGGAUUACGCCUCGGUUAUGGAUAACUACGAUAGCUCCAAGCCCUCAUUCCUUCAGCAACUGCUCUCCUGCGAACCGGAUGAAAGUAUAGUCCUCUUCGACAUUCGUGGCAGUCAGCCCAGCAAAGAUGGCCAAACCAAUUCCCUAACUCUUCCGAAUGAAGAGGAAAUAUCCACAGCCAAUGGCAUAAUCAACAAACUAUUCAACAUUGUGGGAUCUCUGUUUGGCGGAAGUCCAUCGGGCGGAAACUCACCAACAAGUGCCCAUAUUGAUGCGGAUUUGUUCUGCCUGUACGAACCCAACGGCGAAUGCAAGAAACUCUUGCUCAAACUCUUCGAGGCGACCAUGGCCAUCUGCAUCAAGGGUUUCCAAAACGAAGAAGUGGAGAAGAUGCAGAAGCACCUGCGCAAGCUGCGAUCCAUAAUUUUAAAUCAUGCCACGGACAAUUGGUCGGAUCAUGGAGAUCAGCAUGCCCGGGAUAAUGCAGUCAUACAGACAUUGCAGACGCUGUUGAAGAUUGCUGAGCUGUCCAGUGGCCACCAGGAACCAGCGGGCGUGGUCAGCAGUCCAUCGGGGGAUUCCCAGCCACAGGCAAGACCACGAGCCAGAUCUUUCAACAGUGGCAGUGUGGAGUUGCCCCGAUUGCAGACAGUUAAGUUGCCGGCCAAGAAUUCAAUGGCAACUCCGCCUACUCCUCGCCGGAGGCCCAAUUCCAGUGAGGUGAAUGUGGGUGUGGAUGCGGAUUACUUCUCCACCAGGGCCUCCUUGAGUUGCGCCGCCGACAGCGAACUGGAGCUGAGUGAAAACGAGCAUGAGUUUUACCUCACCGCCGAUGAGGGUUACGAGGCGGAUGGCGAAAUUGCCGAUCUCAGUGAAUCCGAGUGUGAAUUGAACGGAGGCGGCGUCAUGGCUGCCAAUGAAUCGUGGACCCCAUUUCAGCCAUCUUCCCGCUAUCGAACCCACAUCAUGCACCAGGGAUUGAGUCAGUUGGUGGUGCAAAUGCUGGCGGAAUUGUCACUUCUCUGCAUCAAGCAGCCGAAUGGAUGGACAGAGAGUCUUACGCAGUUGGCCAACCGGCUGUUUGUCAUCAGGGACUAUCUCGGGGGUCCACUGUGCCUGCUCAAAGGAUUUGCACCUAUUCUGAGCUGCAGCGAUCCGAGAUUGAGGGAACUUCAGCAAUCUAUCCUGGAGUUGGUUACCCAUCUAAACACCCCCGAGGUGCUGCAGUGUUACUACUCCAUUCUGGCCUCCAGACAACCUCCAGUGGAUCUGCUUAUGCGGCACAUGCAUCACAUCUCCUCGGGAUCGCUUCGCAAAGCUCAACCUUAUAUGGAAUUGGAUUUCCCAAUCAACACAGAUGGCAAAAUUGUGAUCACCUCGGAGCCACUGGUCAGUGAACAAAUUGAAAGGGUGCGAUUGCAUCAUCAGCAAUGCCAGACGAAUACUCUGUUUACACGGGCUGCCUGCAUUUUUCCGGUGACCCAAACACGCCUUUGGCAACCGGAUGGCUUGACCCUAUCACUUUGGAUGGAGUUGAGGGGUCAGCAAAUGCAUCGCAGUUCCAUGCAGUUCAAUGAUGAUGAGACUCGCUAUUCGGGAGAGGAUUUAACAAAACUCCACCUGCUUUCUCUGGGAACCAAUCAAGCCAUGGUCAGCAUUUACAUCAGCCACAAUAUGCAGCUUAUUUUCGAGUUGGUCAAGCCAAAUGAGCAACUGGCUCCGUUGCGAGUGGAGGAGCAUCUGGAGGCCAGUGCAGAUACGGCAUCGGUGAUUUCAGCCAACACACAGGCUGCCAAUGGAGGAACCAUUCGACAGGCAUUGAAGCAAACGAAGUUGGCGCUGCUCAACAGUUUCGGGCAGAUGCACUUGCUCAAUGGCCAUCAUUCCUCGCCUGCAUCGUCAGGCGGUUACUUCGAGGGAUCCGCGGUGCAACUGCAGCAUUUGCGUUUGCCACGCCACAAGUGGAUGCACUUGGUCUUUGGUUUGCAGCAGCAAGGCGAUGCCGUUGAGAUUAGCAUAUUUCUGGAUGGCCUGGAGCAACACACCAUGCGGCUGCCGUUCCAUAAUCUUCGCCAGUUGACGCGAGUGCACAGCUUUCAGUUGCUCGCCUUGGGCGAAGGACAGCCAACGAGGAGUCCUGGCGGCAGCUCCUCUUCGCGUUCCACUCUUGAUGGCUCCGCUCCUCGAUUUGCCCUGUCCAAUGUGAUUCUGUUUAGAAGGCGUUUAACAGAUCCCCUGCUCAUGAUGAAUCUAACGGCCAUGGGACCGGACUUUACCGAGUUCACCCAGUGCCAAGUGGCCAACUGGAAGCCCAACUAUGGUUUUCUAAGUCUGGGCAAGCUGGCUUCAUCGAAUUUUGGCAACCACUUGGACUGUAUGCGGCAAUUGCGACAGGCCAGAGUACUGGUUUACACCGCCCAACAGCCGGAUCUGGUGAUGAGCUAUGAUGCGAGUCAGGAACUGGACAUGGCCUGUUAUGGACAGCCCCAUGGACAUAUGCUCUAUGGCGAACUGCUGCAGCAUCAGCCGCAGACCCUCCAGUCAGCCACAUCCCUCAGUGGAGGACUCUCCACGCUACUAUAUCUCUUUGCCAGGAUCGUUGAACUUACGGGGAAUGCAAAUACCCAGGCUUUGGCUCUGGAUCUUCUGCUCCAGGUGGCCCACUCGGAUGCUCAGCUAUACACGGAGUUCCAACGCCAGGAUUACCUGGCCUUGAUCGGUUAUGUAAUCAAAUCGGAGAAGUGCUGCAAGGAUGUACAGCUACUAAGGAGCAUUGUGAAUAAUGCCUGCUCUCAGGCGCUGAUUAGUAGAAAAGGAGAUUCGCUGAAUGUAAACGAUAAUACGAUGGCUACUCUGGUCUAUCCACGCCUUCUGCUGGCCGUACUCCAGCGCUAUUCCGAUUGGCAUCGCUCUGGAGCCACCCACUCCGAUGUUUUGGAUAUGCUUUUCCGCUGUUUGCUGGCUUUGACUAGAGACAAACAUCCGCAAAGGGAUUUUAAUAUGGAGCAGCUUCAGAAAUCGGGUCUGCUGGGAGCACUACUCAACCUCUGCAAGGUCUAUGUGAUUGAGUCACCCAGUCCGGUGCAGAUUUCACCCUAUGCCGCAGAAUGUUUUGUUCAGAUUUUGGCCGUUUUUGCAGGAUCCCCACCAGAUUCUUCGAUGCUGGAUGAGAUCAUGAAACUGCUGCUGCUGCUGCACAAGCCCAGUGAAUGUUAUGUGACCCACGAUCGAUUGCAUUUCUAUUUCCUGCUCACGGCUCAACAACCUGCCAAGGAAAGAUCUCUGGUGGCCGCGAAUUUGAGCAGGGUGACCACUUCGCUGCGCAGGCAACUGCAUCCUCAGCCGCAGGAAUUGGAUCCAGAGAGGGCGGAGAGGAUUAAGAAACUGCGACGCCUUCAUGCCACUUCAUCGGGAUAUAGAAAGGCGGUCAAUGAAUUCGAGGAGCAACUGGAGCAGAUGGCAGACUGUUCCAAUCUCAACAAGACCGCCUUGCGGUUACUCAGUCCCGUGGAGGCGACUCGUUGGCGUUUGAAGUUCAAACGUCGGCAUCCCACCAAUGCCAGCAGUCCGAAGAGGAGUCCCCUCAAGAUUGCCCGCCGGCGCAUUCAUCCGCAUCUGCAUUUGGGUAAACUGUGGCAGCCUUCAGGUCAUAGUACGCCCAGCUCGGGACAAUCGUCAUCGCUGCCAAACAGGAAGACGGAUUUCUACGAUCAACAGGGUAUCAUACGAUUGCAGCAACGUCUGCUCAUCCUUCUGAAGGAUUUCCUAUGCCUGCUGCCGGAUUCCUCGGUGGAUGUGGUCACCCGUCACUAUGUCAAGCUGGAGCUGCUCCUUGUCCUCGCCAAUCAACGCAGCUGUGCCGUCCGCCAGGCCAUCAUCCAACUGCUGGAUGUGCUGACAAAGCGUUUGGCCAGUGGUGAACUGAACUCAGCCAUCAAAUUGAUGUAUCCCCUGCAUCUGGCCAAUCAGUUGACCAUCCAUGGCUGUGAUAUAGGCAUGUUUGAGGCCUGUCUGGCUUGGAUUAGCGGCAUGAAUGGCAGUCUGACGGAUGUCCUUAACUCCGAGGCCCCACUGAGGAUUCGUCAGCGUUUUGGUCUGCAAUCUUUACUGGCCAUUUCGCAGGGAGCCGAACCACAGAGGGUCUUUAAGGCUCUCCUCAGGCUUUAUCUGCAGAAUCCCGAUGAUCAAAACAGUCUUAUUGAGGCUGGACUGCUGCAGUGCUCAGUAAAGGCUCUCUACAAAAUCUACUCCUUACGCCUGGGUCAAUCCAAUGCGGAUGAAUCCAUUCUGGAACUGCUUUCAAAUAUUGGAGAGCGAGCUCUGCGUUCGGUGGGCCAAAUAAAUCUCGUUUGGGACAUCCUCAGCCUGCUAUCCUUCUACCAGGACAAGCAGCCCCAGAUGAUAAUGCGCAGUUUUCGCACAGCCCAGGCUCAACUUCAGCUUGAGUGGCUGACAAAGUUCUUUGAGCCUAACAGUUUCCGCAUACCCAUGACCAACGAUUCCCCCCUGAAUCACACGGAACUGCGCACCCGGGUGGAGCUGCUCAUCGAUCGCUGCACUCAGUUCUUCACCGUGGGUGUGUGUCAGACCACCGGAGCCACCUAUGUGGCCAGUUCCCAGGAACUGGCUCUCUUCCAGCUGCUCGUUUCGUAUGGCAUAUCGAGCAAUCAGCGGUGCAACAACUUCAUUGCCUGGGGAUUGCAACCAUCGCGGCCAAGGGAUCUGCGUUCCUACAUAGUGGAUGCCCUGUGGCGAUCCCAACAGGAUGAAUUCCAGCGGGCCAUUAUCUGCGAUGCCAAGAUGAUCAAGGCCUUGCUUUGGCUCUCGCUGCUGGAGGACUUGGAGGAGCCCAUGGAAAAUCUCCAACAUCUUUGCGAUGCCCUGGGCAUCAAGGAGAAUGAUUCCUCGUGGAAUCUGGUCCAUGAGCUGGAUCGCCUCGAUCAGAACCGCAGUAAUAUGGCCGCCAAGCAGAAGACCUUGCUGGAGAAGACCGUGUACAGAUUUGAGCCAUUGGUGCAGCACUGCAUAGAGUCGUCCAUGGUGACAACCAGAAAGGUGGCCGAACUUCAGAAUGCUGAACGGAAGGCUCUGAUGUGUCACAUGAAGGUAUACGAUGAUACCUAUACGUACACCAAGUGGCUGGAGAUUAUACGUCGGAUGACGCAUGAGGGUGCUCCCUGGCAUUCUGCAGAAAGAGCGGAAUGCUCUUGGGAACUGGAUGACACGGAGGGACCGUCGCGAGUUCACACUCGACUGCGUCGCUGCCAUUUGGACAUUGAUCGUCGCUUCUUUAUGAACGAAUACAGACCGGGACAGGGACAACGCGAGGAUCAGGAGCCAUAUGUGCGUCCUCUGGACUACCUUAUAGCCAGUUACGAUCAGCAAUUGAACAUAUCGCUUAACUCUCAAAUACUUUAUAAUUUUGCCGCCAAAUUCCUGCCCGUUGAUGGGGAAAUCGAGGGCGAGAUCAUCAUCACCGAUCUGAAGCUCUAUUUCCUGGCCACGUACCGGUGUCGGUACUUCAAUGUGAACUGUGAUAUAGCCAACAUAACAGAGAUCUGGCUGAAACGCUACCAACACCAGGAGACGGCCUUCGAGAUUCUCCUGGACACCAACAAGUCGCUGUUCUUUUCGCUGCAAAAUGCCGACGAUUGGAAGAUCAUGCGCGAGGUAUUCUGUGAUAAAAUCGUGACCACUCCCGAUCAGGCCAAAGUGCUGGCCAUCACGCAGCAGUGGCGUGAGGGUCUGCUCACCAACUGGGAGUACCUGAUGACCCUCAACCAAAUCGCCGGCCGAACCUACAACGAUCUCAUGCAGUACCCGGUGUUUCCCUGGGUGCUGACCAACUACAGCUCGGAGAUUUUGGAUCUGCGGGAGGGGCACAAUUUCCGGCGACUCGGACGACCCAUUGCCGUGCAGCUGGAGGAGAACGAGAAGCACUAUAUCAGCAACUAUACGUACAUUGACAGUACCAACACCACGAUGGGCUCGCUGAUCCUCAAGCCGUAUCACUACAGCUCCCAUUACUCGAACUCCGGCACCGUGCUCCAUUUCCUGGUGAGGGUUCCACCGUUCACCAGCUAUUUUCUGCGCUACCAGGACAAUGAUUUCGAUUUACCGGAUCGCACGUUCCAUGCUCUGAACACCACCUGGCUGUUGGCCAGUCGGGAUAGUCCCACGGACGUAAAGGAGCUCAUUCCGGAGUUCUUUUGCUUGCCGGAGAUGUUCGAGAAUUUCGAGCGCUUUAAUUUUGGCUGUCGACAGAAUGGCGAGCGGGUUGAGGAUGUCUCAUUACCGCCAUGGUGUCAGAGGGACUCCCGGCUCUUUGUCCUCAUCCACCGUCAGGCCUUGGAAUCGGAACAGGUGCGCAAUCAGAUCCACAAUUGGAUAGACCUGAUCUAUGGCUACAAGCAGAGCGGAGAAAGCGCCGUUGAGGCCAUCAAUGUGUUCCACCCAGCGACCUAUGCCGUAUUUUUGGAUUCCGAGAUCAGCGAUCCCAUUGAAAGAGAGGCAGUGAAGACAAUGGUGAAGACCUAUGGCCAGAUGCCCAGGCAGCUGUUCAAGUCACCACAUCCGGCGACCAAGGCACUGGACUACGCGCUGGUGGACAAACCGAUAGUGUCCACUGUACGUGGACUGCGUUGGGGCGUCUAUGUGGGAUCGCCGCAGCUGAUGGCUCCCUCCUGGGCAAAUAUCCACAAGAUACCGGGUACAGAGCAUUUGGUGAGCUUCAGCAAUACCAAUGUGGUGUAUGCUCUGCCGGGAAGGGCAAGUGUGAUGCAGGGAGCUGAGCCGGAUACCUACAACGUUAUCUCCUGGGGCUACGACGAUCGGAUUGUGAGGAUCCAACCGCUAAACAAACCACAGGCCAAGCCCAAGAACCUGCUGCACAAUGGAACCUUUGACGAUAUCACCGCCUGUGGAUGCGAUGUGAACUCGAAUCAGCUUUGGUUUGGUCACAAAUCCGGCCGGGUUAGUGUGUACAAAUGCACGGGAGGAUUGGAUUCCCAGCAGCGAGCCUCAACGAAGGGCAGGCAUAGCUAUGCCCGUGGUUUCAGUUUGUCCUAUAACUCUGCUUUCCGGAAAAUAACCAGCAAAGGAUUGGGCGGAGGAGGUGGUGGAUCGGAGAGAGUGGAUGAGGCGGGAAACCUCAACGCCACCCAUUCCGCCUCUUCAGUUAACUCCGCCAGCAAUUCCUCCAGCAGCGAUGCUUUCCAGCGUGAUGGAGCCGAUCUCAACUGGCUGGGACCCACGCUGCUGGUGCGGCACACAGACGAGAUCACCUGCAUUACCCUGUCCGUGGAGUUCAAGAUUGCGGUUACAGCGGGUCGCGAUGGCAUAGCUGUUAUAUGGGACUUAAAUGACUGGAGCUAUGUGCGAACGAUUGCCCGUCCGGCGGAGAUUCAUCAGUCGCCCAUAACGCAUGUGGCCAUAAGUCCAACGCUGGGAGACAUUGUCACCGUUCACACGCUGCCACAACCUGCUGCUCCAACUGCGGAUGCAAAACCUCCGGCAGCUGCAGCUGUAACCAGACCCAAUACCCUCAACAUUGCCGACGAAUGCUUCGAGGUGACUGAGGAGAGCCUGGAUGACUUUGUCAAUGUGAAUGUGAACCCCAAUGGCAAGUCCAUUUUGCGACUGCACUCGGUCAAUGCUCGGUAUGUGCAGCAUCUGGUGCACGAGGAUCGCAUCCUGGCCGUCUGCUACUCGUACAUUAAAGAGGGAGUGGGCGUUAAUGUGAUAGCCACCGCUGUGGAGGGAGGAUUUGUGCGCUUCUGGUCCAGCUGGAACCUGAGCUUUGUCAGUGAACUGACCACGGGAACUUCGCCCAUUCGAAGCAUCUGCUACUCAACACAUCAGCAUUUGGUGGUGCUAACGAGGGAGUCUCACAUCCAGGUGUGGGAAUCCGAGGGUCUUUAUGGCAAUGCCCCAAAGUUCCCCCAAAUCGUCUAUAAAUAGGGUUAAUGAGAAUACUCAAUACUACAACUCAAAGCAUAUCAAUGACAGACACAUAAAAAUCGAAAAAAAGCAGCUGAAUCAAAGAACAUAUAUAUUUUUGGUGGUCAACGGAAGAAAUUUCAAAUUACAAUAUUCCUUUGCGACCACCACAAAACUGAUAUAUCAGAGAAGACUUUAAUGAUUCCUAGUUUUAGGUCUCAUACAGCUGUAAAAUACACCUUUUGUACCAAAACUUUUUAUUAUUUCGUAUUUGUUUUUCCCGUGUGGCAGGCAAAAUGCCCGCGCCGCCUUCAAUUGUUGAUAUUAUCAAAUAAACAAUCAUAUUUUGCAAAACUAA